GUAUCCCUUGCGAGCUUAAUUUCCUCCCUAUUUCUUCUCUGCUUCUUUCUUUACCCAAACAAUCCAUUUCUAAUUUCUUGCAUCCAAAGCAACUGCAACAACAAACGAGAACGCUCUCUCCGCAAAAUCUUGAAUCGCUUCUUCUCCGUGUUCAUGUGAUCUGUGUUUAGGAACCAAAAGAAUUCUGUAUUAUUCAGAGGAAGAUGAGUUGCAACGGGUGCCGAGUUCUGCGAAAGGGAUGCAGCGAGUCGUGUAUUCUACGCCCGUCUUUGCAGUGGAUCGAGAGCCCCGAAUCACAAGGCCACGCCACCGUUUUCGUCGCCAAGUUCUUCGGCCGCGCUGGUCUCAUGUCCUUCAUCUCUACCGUCCCGGAAAACCAGCGUCCCGCUUUGUUUCAGUCCCUUCUGUUUGAAGCGUGUGGAAGAACUGUAAACCCUGUAAACGGCGCCGUUGGGCUGCUAUGGACAGGGAACUGGCAUAUUUGUGAGGCGGCAGUGGAGACUGUCCUACGCGGCGGUGCACUGCGUCCGAUUCCGGAGCUACUUUCUGGUGGAGGAUCUCCGACUCCUGCGUCCGACGAGGCCUCCGAGGUGGCCUGUACGGACAUGUGGAAGCUCCAGGAUCCGAGUCCGACUUCCAACUGUCGAUUCUCCAGUCCGAGAUCCAUGGCGUCCGUGAAGCGCAAUCGAACCGUCGAAUCUCCAACGCUGACGCAACCGAACGAUCUGCAUCUUCGCUUGUCAGCGAAGUUCUCCCCUCACAAGCAGGAAAUCGGACGGCCGGGGACGCCAUCGAUGUAUUCGGAUGAGUCGGUGGCCACAACGUGCUUGGAAAGUGGAUUGGGCGACCAGUUCAGCAGUGGAGGAGGGAAUAGAAAGCUGCUUAACCUGUUUGUUUGAAGAGAACUCUUCAUUUUUCUUUGGUGAAUCUGACGUUCACACAGGAAUUAUCAAUGGUAGAUUGGUGUAAUAUUCUUCUGUUUAAGGGGACUGUUUUGAGUUUUUGGAAAUUAUACCGGCACUGGAUUUCUCGCUUAACAGUGAAGAGAGAAACAUGAGGGUUGCCGGUAUUUCUUAAUUUAUUUCUUCAUCUUCUUUUUUAUGUUCUCUUCCUGGUUCUAUGUCUAGCAAUUAAUGUUUGACAUUAAUAAAGGCAGGGCUAGUUUUUCUUUUCGUUAUA
Tripterygium wilfordii is the source of this 1179-nucleotide messenger RNA. RefSeq names its product LOB domain-containing protein 38-like. The record is from RefSeq and is a predicted model, not a curated record. Lineage: Eukaryota; Viridiplantae; Streptophyta; Magnoliopsida; Celastrales; Celastraceae. The transcript has 2 exons. Bases 204 to 899 code for a protein of 231 amino acids. Gene Ontology annotation, biological process: regulation of gene expression.